This is a messenger RNA of Grus americana (Whooping crane), 4521 nucleotides long. RefSeq names its product laminin subunit gamma-3-like. The record is from RefSeq and is a predicted model, not a curated record. Gene Ontology annotation, molecular function: protein binding. NCBI's taxonomy places the organism in Eukaryota, Metazoa, Chordata, Aves, Gruiformes, Gruidae.
AUGGUGGUUUCUCCUCUUUUAGCUGUGGCGGGGAGAGGGGGACAGUUGGAGCAGGGGGAUGCUGGCAGCCGUGCAGGACAGGGCACCGGGAUUUCAGCCCUGGUGCAGGCUGUGCUGCCCAUCAGGUGGCCGGGAAAGGGUGACGGAGUGGUGGGUCCGUCCCCAGGCAAAGCCUACGAGAUCACUUAUGUGCGGCUGAAGUUUCACACCAGUUGCCCCAAGAGCUUCACCAUCUACAAGCGCAGCCACGCCGAGGGACCCUGGGUGCCCUUCCAGUCCUGCAGCGCGUCCUGUGAGAAGACCUACAGGAAGCGGCAGCGGCACUACCUGCGGCUGGGGGAGGACGAGCAGGUGGCUUUCUGCACUGACGAAUUCAGCGACAUCUCCCCGCUGAGUGGGAGCAACGUGACCUUCUCCACCCUCGAGGGACAGCCCAGCGCCUACAAUUUCGAUGGGAGCCCCACGCUGCAGGAGUGGGUGACUGUCACCGACCUGCUCAUCUCCUUGAACUGGCUCAACACAUUCGGGGAUGACAUCUUCAAGGAUCCCAAGGUGCUGCAGUUGUACUACUAUGCCAUCUCCGACUUCUCCGUCGGCGGCAGGUGCAAAUGCAACGGCCACGCCAGCGAGUGUGCACCGGAUGAGGCUGGGCAGCUGGUCUGCAUGUGCCAGCACAACACCACUGGCACCGACUGCGAGCGCUGCCAGCCCUUCUACCAGGACCGGCCCUGGGCUCGUGGCACUGCCAAGGCUGCCAACGAGUGUCUCCCUUGCAACUGCAGCGGCUGCUCAGACGAGUGCUUCUACAACCGGGAGCUGUACCGCCGCAGCGGGCACGGGGGCCACUGCCGCGACAACGCGGCCGGGCCCCACUGCGAGCGCUGCCGGCAGAACCACUACCGCUGGGAGCAGCGAGCAGCCUGCCACCCCUGCCACUGCCACUCCGCAGGCUCCCUGCAGCCCCAGUGUGACAGCUCGGGUACCUGCCUCUGCAAAGCCAAUGUGACGGGCUGGAAGUGCGAGCGCUGCAAGGACGGCUACCACAGCCUCAGCGAAGGCGGCUGCAGACCCUGCGCCUGCGACCCAGUGGGCAGCGUGGGCACCUGCAACCCCAACACGGGGCAUUGCACCUGCAAGGAGAGGGUGGAGGGGCACUUGUGCGACAGAUGCCAGCUGGGCUGGUUUAACCUGCAUCCCCACAACCCUGCCGGCUGCACCAGCUGCUUCUGCUCUGGCCGCUCCACCGCCUGCAUGGCGGCAGAUGGCUAUGAGGUCACCCACAUCCGCUCCGACUUCAGCCAAGGGCUGGAGGGCUGGGCUGCCGCAGGUCUGGGCACCACGGACCUGCCUCUGCAUUGGGCUGGUGGGGAGAUUGUCACCGAGUGGGAUGGAGAGGAGCCGGUGGAUUUUCUUGCACCAGCGAAGUUUCUGCAGAAACAGCGUCUCAGUUACGGGUGGCUCCUGUCCCUGCUGCUGGGAGUGGAAGGGAACGGGAUGGGGACGGAGACCGGGGUGCUCCUCCUCCAGGUCCAGCUGGUGCUGGAGGGCGAGGGGAUGGAGAUCACCACGUCCAGCAGCGAGAGCCAGCCCCAGCGGAAGGCUGUCACCUUCAGACUGCAUGAGGCAGAGGAGGGUACAGAGCCUUCGCUGUCAUCCUUCAGCUUCCAGCGCCUGCUUUCCAACCUGACCUCCCUCCGCCUCUGCGUGAGCCGAGGCCCAGCACAAGGCCAGCUGUCCCUGAGUGAGGUCCAGCUCACGUCCGCCUGCCCGGGGCCAGGGGCACGGGCGGGCUGGGUGGAGGAAUGUACGUGUGCCCCAGGCUACGCCAGGCAGUUCUGCCAGUCCUGCAUGCCUGGCUUCAAGUGGGAGAUCCCCUUCAGCGGCCCCUUUGUCAGCUGCGUGCCCUGCGCCUGCAAGCGGCAUGGGGACUGCCACCCCAUCACAUGGCACUGCCAGUGCUUGCACAAUACAGAAGGUCCCUCCUGUGAGCGCUGCAGUCCCGGGUUUUAUGGCAACCCCUUCACAGGGCGCUUCGAUGACUGCAAGCCGUGCCCGUGCCCGUGCCCCGGCCGCUCGCCCUGCACCGAGGUGCCCGGCAGCAGGGAGGUGGUCUGCACCCACUGCCCCCGGGACAGAGAGGUGAGGCUGGGGGUGGGCGGGCGAGGGAGCCGCAGGCAGCGCUGCGAGCUCUGUGAUGAUGGGUUUUUUGGGGACCCCCUGGGACAGAGGGGCCCCAUGCAUCCCUGUGUCCCCUGCCAGUGUCACGGGAACGUGGAUCUCAACGCCAUGGGAAACUGCGACCCCGUGUCCGGCCGGUGCCUGCGCUGCCUGUACAACACGACAGGCGAGCACUGUGAGAUGUGUCGCCCAGGCUUCUAUGGGGACGCGCUGGCUGCCAACCCCGCCGGGAAGUGUGCACCUUGUGAUUGCAACCCCGACGGCUCAGUCCCGGGGCUGGAGGGCUGCGAUCCCGGCACGGGCCAGUGCCACUGCCUCCCGCACAUGACGGGCAGAACCUGCGGGCUCUGCCAGCCCGGCUACUACGGCCUGCAGCCUGCCGUGGGGUGCAAGAGCUGCGAGUGCCACACGACGGGGUCGCAGGACAGCGAGUGCCACGCACUGACGGGGCAGUGCUCCUGCCAGGAGGGUGUCACAGGGAAGCAGUGUGACCGAUGCCACCAUGGCUUCUUCGGCUUCUCUGAGGGCUGCCGAGCCUGCAACUGCUCCCCGCUGGGCUCCGUCACCCCGCAGUGCCGCAAGAACAGCACUUGCCUCUGCUGCUCUGGCUUUGUGGGCUACAAGUGUAACUGGUGCCAGGCCAACUUCUUCCCUGACCCACCGAGCUCCCGCUGCCAGCGGUGUCCUGCCUGCUAUGGGCUGGUGAUGGAUAAGGCCGACCAGAUGAAGGCCAGGCUGCAGGAGAUGGAGGAAUGGCUGCAAAAAACAGGCUGCAACGCCCACCCAGGCCAGUCCCCCAUGCUGGGAGACGUGUCCUGGGGAGAAGGGCUGCCUGGCCCUCACCUCCUGCAAGGUGCCCAGGCCACCCUCUCGGUGCAGGUGGGGUGGCUGGCAGGGGCGCUGGGCACCGCACGGGGCCAUCUCAGCAACGCCAGCCAGGCCACUGGCUGCUCCAACCAUGGACCCCCCAAGACCUGCGUCCUGCUGUCAGAAAUCGGGGCCGUGCUGCAGUCGGUGCAGCAGGAGAUCCUGCACGCUGUGGACACCCUGGCUACCAAGGAGACUCCCCAGAAAAUCCCUCAGCAGCCCACAAACUGGAGCCGCCGGGCGCUGGAGGCACGGGCGCUGGCUGAGAGACACGAGGAUGCUGCAGCGCAGGUGGAGGCGGUGGUCGGGAGAGCGCUGCAUGCCUCCAGCGCCGGCUCCGAGCUCCUGCAGAGCCUGCUGGAGGGGAAUGCGACACAGGAUGUCCAGCGUGAGCUGGAGGCUGGGUAUGAGGAGGUCCAGCGGGUGCGGGAGGAGCUGGGUGCUGGCAUGGCGGAGAUGCAGCAAGCGAACGCAGACAUGGCCAAGAAACUUCUGCAGGUGGCUGCACUGGGGCAGCAGGCGCUGCCGGCGCAGGCUGGAGCCCUGGCACAGGACCUGGCAGCGCUGGAGCAGGCAGCAGAGGCACAGGAGCCGUCGGCUCAGCAGGCCAUCGAGGCGUCCCGUGCUCUGGCAGCUGAAUUGUGCCAGGAGCUGCAGAGGACUCGCAGCUUUGAGCAGCUGCGGGACGGGGCUGGCUCUGCCCACAGCAUGGCCACUUCGGCCAUCUCACAUGGAAAAGCCGUGCUCUCCGACACGGAGUCCCUCCUGGCCAGCUUGGAAGGCAUGAGGAAGGUGCUGGGGCAUCGGAAGGGCCAGGCGGCCCUGAGCAGGAGGAUGGCACUUGUGUGGGACAGGGUGAUGGUGGAUGCCAAGAGGAAGAUUAAACAGGCAGAGAAGAUGCUGGGAAACUCCUUGUCCAUCUCUACCGCAGCCCAGAGGACGGCCGGGGAGGCUGAGCAAAUCUCUGGGGAGAGCGCCAAGAGGGCACAGGCUGUGCUGCAGGAGAGCAAGCAGGCCCGCAAGCACGCCAGCCAGCUCGCCACGCGUGCCAAUGAGAGCCAGCGAGAGCUCUCCUGGCAAAAGCAUGUGGCUGAGAAGCUCAGGGAGGACCUGGAGGAAGCACACCAGGUGGGGACAGAGGUGAGUGAGAUGGCAAAAAGUCUCCAGGAAGCCCGGGGCUCGCUCAUCUCGGACAUCACGACCCUGAACACCCUGCUGAGCAGCCUAGGCAACCUGGAGCAAGCCACGCAGGUGGAGGCGGUGCUGAGCGCCGGGCGGCUGCAGCUGGAGCGGCUGUGGCUGCGCCUGGCUGCGCCAGAUGCCCUGGCCAGCCAGCUCAGCCUGCUGCGACAGGAGGCGGCACGGCAGCAGGAGAAGAUCCAGGCAUUUGAGAGCGACCUGGCCGAGAUCCGAGCCGACAAGCAAAACCUGGAGGACAUUUUGCGGAGCCUCCCCGAGGGCUGCUCGAAGUGGUAG